Oppiella nova is the source of this 1180-nucleotide messenger RNA. NCBI's taxonomy places the organism in Eukaryota, Metazoa, Arthropoda, Arachnida, Sarcoptiformes, Oppiidae. The record is from the annotation of a GenBank genome assembly.
CUCCGGCAUACUGUCCGGUCUAUUGCUGGUGCUGUUCGUGGUCUUCAUCAUUGUGUACCGACACUACAAACUGGAGGCCGAGUUGGCGUCCAUGACCUGGAAGAUUAGGUUUGACGACAUCAUCACACACUCCGGCAUUAAUAACAGACAGGGAUUUGGAUCGCGAAUGAGUUUAACUCGAACGUCGAUAUCAUCGGACACACUGCCAUUGGUUGACACAAACAAUUCGUGUCAGAUCUUCGCGCGGACGGGUCUAUACAAAGGCAUAGUAGUGGCCAUCAAACCAAUUGACAAAUUGCGAGUCGAUAUCACCCGAUCUCUACUCAUUGAACUCAAACAUAUGAAGGACCUGCAGCACAACCAUGUGGUGCGCUUUCUGGGCGCGUGUCUGGACCCUCCCAACUGCUGUAUUGUCACCGAAUACUGUCCGAAAGGGUCACUGCAGGACAUACUGGAGAACGAUGAGAUCAAACUGGACUGGAUGUUCAGGUACUCACUGAUGCACGACAUCAUCAAAGGCAUGGCAUACCUGCACAGCAGUGAAAUGCAUUGUCACGGGAACCUCAAGUCCUCCAACUGUGUGGUCGACUCGAGAUUUGUCCUCAAGAUUACAGACUUCGGUCUGCAAUCACUGCGAAAGUGUGAUAUCGAUUGCGAGUCCUAUGCCUUCUGGAGAAAGAAGCUAUGGACAGCUCCGGAAUUACUCCGAACUAAAGAACAUUAUCCUAAACCCACUCAAAAAGGUGAUGUCUAUAGCUUUGCAAUUAUAGCUCACGAGAUAAUCUUACGUCAGGGACCUUUCUAUUGUGGCCCUCACUGUGAUCAAAGUCCUAGAGAAAUCGUUGAAAGCGUUUGCGAUGAGGGCUUACGACCGCUACUGGAGGACGCGAUGGCUGACGAGGAGAUACUGGCGAUGAUUAGGAAGUGCUGGUCAGAGGACGUCAUCGAUAGGCCUGACUUUGUGUCUCUUCAAUCAAUUAUGAGAAAAGAAAGGACUUCCGAUUACUUGGAGGAGAAACGCAAGGCUGAGGACCUACUCUACCAAUUGCUGCCUAAGUCGGUCGCGAGUCAACUAAUUAGAGGCGAGUCCGUGAGGGCUGAGGCGUACGACAGCGUCACCAUCUAUUUCAGCGAUAUCGUCGGCUUCACGACACUAUCUGCAGCCAGCACACCUAUGCAG